Annulohypoxylon truncatum is the source of this 2024-nucleotide messenger RNA. Its product is annotated as putative FAD-binding oxidoreductase. The transcript has 7 exons. The record is from RefSeq and is a predicted model, not a curated record. NCBI's taxonomy places the organism in Eukaryota, Fungi, Ascomycota, Sordariomycetes, Xylariales, Hypoxylaceae. The coding region runs from base 344 to 1816 and encodes 490 amino acids. Gene Ontology annotation, molecular function: FAD binding; oxidoreductase activity.
GGUUGCAUCAUUCGAGUUACACAAUGCAGUCGAGUGGCAGAGACUGACAGAUAAAGGGGCAAUACGGUUGCCUCGGAGGAUGCGUCCAUCCCUUCGAGAACAAACCAAUCAUCAAUUACGUUUCCCGGUGUGUGUACCAACGAAUGUCUUGGCUGCUUAGGUAGGUACAUAGGUACCUGAUAAUCCCUUGGGGACAAACGCAUAUCCAUUUCCUAUCCUAUUCUCUUUCACCUUCUCAGGGCCAUCCAAGUUCUACACAAUAUCAACUAAGACGAUUUUGGUCAGUCUAUCAGCAGCGCGAAGGUCAUAGCUAGUUCAUUCAUAUCCAGCAAGGCAUCCUAGAAUGUCGCAAUUUGGGUUUCUCCAAGGUUUCUUGGAUUUUUUCUCCCCCAAUUCUAUGAUGGGAUCCGAUGUAACCGCCUGCCAAGCACUUGGUAGCAUCUUCAAUAAUGUGACGAUUUAUCCAACCGACACUAGGUACGACGCACUAGCGACCGAAAACUGGUCACAAACAGCAUGGGGAUCUCCGACUUGUAUCUUUCAACCCACUACUGUGGGAGAGCUUCAAACAGCUCUUCCGAUUCUUGUUGAAGCCAAUUCAAGUUUUGCAGUUCGCUCUGGGGGCCACAUGCCGGUGUCAAAAGCUGCAAAUAUCGACAAAGGUGUAUUAAUUGAUAUGUCGAAGUUCGGAGGAACCCAGUACGAUGCUGAGAAUGCAGUGAUUAACGUCGGGGCAGGGCAAAGAUGGGGCGACGUUUACACUGCACUUGAUCCUUUAGGGGUUACCAUUGCAGGUGGCAGAGUUAUGUCUGCCGGUGUAGGUGGCCUCAUACUUGGUUGUGGUCUCUCAUAUCUCUCCGAUUUGUACGGCCUUGUAUGCGACAACGUGGUCAACUUCGAGGUGGUUCUCGCAGAUGGAUCUGUUGUCAAUGCAAAUGCAGAUUCUAAUUCAGAUUUAUUUUGGGCUUUGAAAGGUGGAAGCAACAAUUUCGGUAUCAUUACGAACUUCAAACUUCGAACGUUUCCUAUCUUUGACGUCUGGGGUGGUACAAAAGGCUACCCCUUUGAGGCUUUGCCAGACGUGCUUGACGCAUUGGCAGAAUUCCAAACAAACCCAGAAAAAGACCCUUACGCCCAAUUCAAUAUGAAUGCCUAUGUUACCAAUACAACUUUCGGUGUUGUUCUAAGUCUAGUAUAUUUGAAGCCAGAUGUAAAACCCGCAGCAUUUGAUCCAUUUUAUCGCAUUGAAAGCUCUUGGGCCACAACCAUGGAUACAACCAGUCUCAGAACGUUGCAUAAUUUAAUGAGCGAAUAUCCUAUCCCAAGCAUUCCACGAGUUGAGUGGACUACAACAAGCUUCGUCCCUAGUUCAUCGAUGUAUAGUGCAAUAAGAAAGAUUUUCGCAAGUUCGUCUUCUGUAAACAAAAUGAAAGAGAUCACUGCUGGAACGGGAAUAUUUACACUCCAAGGUGUAUCUGCGCGAGCUGUUCAUGAAGGUAACCAAAGGGGAGGUAACGCUUUGGGUCUGAAGCCAGUACCCCAAAGUUGGUUUCAUACUGACCUUGGUUGGUGGUUUUCGGACGAUGAUGUGGCAGCACAUGAAGCUAUCCGGUCAUUAACCGACGAAGUUGAAGCAGCAGCGAAGUCUGAAGACAGCUAUCUCCCUUAUCUCUUCAUGAAUGACGCUAGCUUAGACCAACAAGUCAUCAAGCAUUACGGUGAGGAUAAUGUCAAGCGGCUUAGAGAAGUCCAGCAGAAAUAUGACCCAUCAGAGGUUUUUCAGAAACUUGUACCUGGAGGGUUCAAGUUGCCUUAAGCUAAUCAUAAAUAUAAUAGGCGGGUAUGUAGAGUUCAGAUCAACCCUGGUGAAGAAAGAUCUUAGCAUAAAAUAAGUAAAAAAGUCAUUCUAUGUCAAUCACCUGAGAACCCCUUAAAUUUGGUUGGUGCCUAUUAAGACCAUAGGCCUACCUAUAAAACAUGUCAUUAACUUCCUUUAUUGAUGCCCUACAAGACACGCAAUGACC